CCCCCCGCCAUUGACUGGCCAAGCGCUGCGUGAAUCGCCGCGACGUCAUAGGCCAUUGUGCGCGCGCCGCAGCCAGUGGAGUGGAAGCGAGGGCUCUGGCCUGCGAUUGGCUGAGGCCCGCCAGCCUGAGUGGCGGCCAAUCGAUAACACAUGGGCACCAAAGCAUAUUAGGCAAAGAAUAGGGCUACAGCGCGCCGACAAGCCGCCAUACACCCGCCGCUCAAAGCCCCAAACAUUUAGCAUUUUAUCUACGUUUGUGACGACGAAACAACAGGCCAAAGGACCCCCGACUAUUGACUCGUCAGCAGCUCAGGCCGGAAGCAAAGGGGACUGAAGUCUAGCAAAGCAAGCAGUCAUCUGCACCACGCACGCUGCUCGUGUCGGUCGGUCUGUCCGUUCACCACGCGUCACGGUGAGUGUGUUCAGUCGUCAGUGUUGUGAGGCCCUCGGUGUCGGGGUCGUCAAGUGACAUCAGCUACUGUGUCAGUGUGGAGCUGUCGUUGGUGUACGUCACUGCUGCGGACUUUUUGUCGCACCGCGCGGACCCACACCACACGGGCCCAGUGGAGGGGGGGGAGCUGCAAGUGGCCUCUCACCUGACAAUAAGUCCAUUGUGUCAGGCGCCUGAGGGAUCGUGGGCCCCGCGAUAAGGUUACCCGUGGAGCCACCCGUGGGGGACACACCGUGGAGACAAGAGUUGUUCUCCCCACACGUCGCUUCCUUCGCCGAUAGUUUGUGGUGCUUGCGUCCCUACCAGCAACCACGACGACCACCGCGGCCCCAGCCAACCUGUCUUCGGACGGGGGCUACUACCACCACCAGGCCUCAGUGUUCCCGCAGCGGUUUGUGCCGUCGCGGAACCCGGUGGUGGAUUACUACAGCAAGCAUGGCGGCGCCGGCGCGGAGAGUCUGCACUACGGCGGCAAGCUCUCGCCCAAGAUGAUGGAGCAGGACAUCAAGCCGCAGAUGACGCAGCAACAACAACAGCAGCAGCACACGCCGCCAGGUGCCACGCAGCUGCCUCCCACAUCCUUGUCGCAGACGGGUCACGGCCAGAGCCACUCGCCCCAUCACCACUCGGGUAGCGACAUGUCCGGCAGCACCACGCCUAACGGCAAUGGCGGCGGCUCGGGUGGCAGCGGCGGAGGCUCGGGUGGCAACAACGUCAACAACAACAACAGCUCUUCCAACAGCAAGAACCAGGACCCUGGGCGCGUCAAGCGUCCCAUGAACGCCUUCAUGGUGUGGUCACGUGGUCAGCGCCGCAAAAUGGCGCAGGAGAACCCCAAGAUGCACAAUUCUGAGAUCUCCAAGCGUCUGGGUGCCGAGUGGAAGCUGCUCUCCGAGGCCGAGAAACGUCUCAUCGACGAGGCCAAACGAUUGAGAGCCAUCCACAUGAAGGAACACCCGGACUACAAGUACCGGCCCCGUCGCAAGACCAAGACGCUUAUGAAGAAAGACAAGUACGCCAUCCCUGGGAUGCCCACCGGACCUAUGGGUCAGGGUGUCCGAGACCCUUCCUCCAUGUACCCGCCACACAUGAACGGAUAUAUGACCAACGGAUAUCACAUGAUGCCCACCGACCCCAACGCCUAUCAACACCACAUGGCGGGGGCCCAGAUGGCCGGGCUGGGGGCCCAGUACGGUUACGCCAUGUCCCCACAGGCCAUGCAGGGGUCGCAGAUGAGUUCCGGGUCGUACAUGAACGGCACGCCCUCCUACUCCAUGUCCAUGGCGCAGAUGAACCAGUAUGCCGCCAUGGCUCAACCGCAGCACUCCUCCCAGUCCGCCAUCAAGCGCGAGACCAACACCCCUACGCAGGCCUCCGUGACCCCCACGGGCCUGCCCCCGGCUCACCAGGGUAGCAAGUACCCCGAACCGGACCUCGACAGAUGAUCAGUAUGUACCUACCCCCGGGGGCGGACGCUGGGCCCCAGGAGAUGGCCCAGGCUCACGCUCUGGUGCACGCGCAACAACGCCUGCAACUGCAGUCGCACUACGUCAACAACCUGACCGGAGCCUCGGACGUUCCCACGAGUAACACAGUUCCUCUGUCGCACAUGUGACUCGCUGACCCUCACCCACGAACUCGCAACCAGCAGUCCUGUGGUCACCUGUCGAGUAGGAGUCGCCACUGACUUGCUCUAGGAAAGUGAUUUCUGUAGGGGGUUGGGGGCACGGAGAACAGUUGUAGUUCUCCCCCUGCCCCCACCUGCGUGUGACAAGACGGAGAGAGAGAAAAGAGAACAACACCAUGUACAACACCACAGUUCCUCUAAGGAGCCGUACUCACUCCGCUGUCCUGACCCCUGACCCGUGUACAGUUUGUAAUCUUAGUACUUGCUGCAAGUUCGUUCUGCUCACUAGUUUGAUAUUUUUUCCUAUUUUGUUGUUACAUGUUUCCAGAUUUUAUUUUCCAAGUUUUCUCUCAUUCCGCAGACGUAUUCUAGUGACCUUGUCUACAUUUUGAGGCCAAGUGCCAGAAUCCGCGCGGAGAGAGAGAGAAAAAUACUAAAAGGUCCCAUGGAGAAGUUUUGCACCUCCCAUCCCCUGCUCCCCCCGUCCCUGUGGCCGGUAGUGUCUGUCUUUGCUCACGGCGACCUCUGACACUAACAGCCUAGCUACAGUGUACCACUCUACUGCGUGGGUAGUUUACUGACGACAACGACGAUGCAGUUUCUCGUGAUGUCGAUAAUGCGAUUGAUGGAGCGUGUAAAGAAAGGAAGAGACAAGGAUAAAGAGAAGAGAAGCUGUGUUUAGUGACCUCGAGGUUACAACAGAAUUUGUGUACAGCCCCGACAGGUGUGUUCACUCGGCAUACCUGUCGUCCUUAGUUUUUAUUGAACCUUUCUUUGCUAAAUGUUUUCUAGAGAAAGGUGCAACGUGCAAGCAGGAGUGAAAUAUUCGGGAAGAACUGAGAAGAAAAAUGAAGACAGAAGCCAGUUGUGCAGACUUGAAUAUCGCCGUCGUUGUGUGUGUUCUUGGUGUAGUCUGUGCAGUGACGGAUGCUUGAAUUUCGCGUCCACCCCCUUCACCCCGGGUACACGCUGCAACCUCGCGGAGUGCCGGCCGUUAAAGCGGGUGUGUGGGGGCAGGGUAGCCUUGUCAUCAGCUGCACCCUGGACACUGAGUGCGCCCCCCUUUCUCCUCCACUUCUCGUAGCCUUAUCUUCUUUUUAUUGUCCACGGCGGUCUGUGACACACACACCCGACACCAGCGUGGGGUACAUUGCGGGAGGUGAGCCAGCAACACACAGGUAACAAAGUGUAUGUGUGUACUACCUUUACUUCUCCUUCUCUUUUGUUCCACCUGUAGUAUCACCUGUACCCACGGCGAUUUUUUGUCUCCCAAAUUUGGCAAAUGGGAUGUUAGUGCACGUGUAGGAUGGAGCUGCUGUAGUGAUGCUGGCGAUGAUGGGGAAACAAUCAACGAUUGCACCGAGACAGUUGACAAUUAUUUAGGAGCGCGUUCUCUCAUUUCGGAAGCUAAUUUCUGUCAACAGUCUUGUCAAUCGCUCCGCCUGUCAGCAAACGAUGGUCUUAAAGUGUGAAGAAAACAUGAUCCGUAAUAAAAUGAUUUUUACCUACAGGUAAUCAGCUUAGGAAACUCACCUUUCUGACUGUUUUUAACUUCCAUGCCGAGCCUAAGCCUCUUAGCUCUCGUAGGUCCUACCAGGAUGAGUCAACAUAUUUUCUAAAAUUGUGUAAAAUAAAUUCAAUUAACGGCUUGCGAGGCUGUGUGAUCAUCUGUCUUUCGUUUUUAAAUAUCGGAAAGACUAAACCCUUUUAUUUUUACCUUUCAUAUUUCGAUUCCUUUUAGCAAAUAGUUUAGGGGGGAAGACAGGGGGAGAACCAGAGAACUCUUGUAAUAUUAUUAAUAUUAUUGUAAAAGUCGGCUUUGAUUUAUUUCUUCCACAGCUUGAAGGAGAAGAUUGGGUGCGGGUACCGAGUAGGUGGUCAAAUCGUCCUAAUUAAUCCUCAAUGGAGGUUCUACCCGUCGCUAAACUCUGUUUGUUGUGUUGUGCACGAGCAAUGCUCAUUAACAGCACGCGCUAAUUAAUUCAUCUAUUACUGACUAUCAUUAAUAUCUCCUGUCGGGCUGAUCGGAUCCUGCCAACACCCGAGAGGAAAAAAAAUAUCUUUGUCUCUUCCUUUCUUGGACAUCAAGAGAACCUGCGCAACUUUCAGGUCGGUUAAUGAAUAUUUUACAAGUGUAUUAUUUUUAUUGCCACAAUCGUUGAUAAAUGCUACCCCUUCCCCCGCCCACCCGGUCGUUUGUGUCAUUCCGAAAUAUAUAUACAUGAAUUGUUCAGGGUAUAAACAUUCUUUUCUUUACAUUCCAGUUAUGUCUGUAUUUAUGUUAUAACUAAGUCUGUCGAUUGGACUGAGUUUUCUCUUUCCUUGCAUUCAGUUAUCUAUGUGAUCAUCAUCUACCCACCCAUCCCACCCAGCCUCUCACUGAACAGUUCUCUGCAGGCGGACACUUUCUUUAAACAAUUUUUGUUCACGGAGUUUUUAAAUCCAUGUCCGAGGUGUAAAGCAGACGGACAUGUUGCUAAUUGUUUGUAGCUCAUUAACACCAGCUCCACUUCAUCUCACUCCACUGAGUGCUGAACCCACAGCAAGUAGCUAGCAACAUUGUAGCCACUGUCGCUGUGGCCGUUUGAAAUACGAGAGUGUACAGGUUUACAUUUUACCUUUGGUCACCCAGGCUCACACACACCUGGGUGAUGAUGAUGAUGAGGGGCCGGACACCUGUCCACUGUAUUGUAACUGAAUGAUGCAAUUGCUGCAUGUGUACAUGGCCAUUUUGUGAUUAUCAAAUCACAUCAAAAUUCAAGGUGUGCAUUUUCUCCAUUUAUUUUAAUCAUUCCACGAAUGGACAGUGUGCGUGAGUGAGUGAGAGAACGAGAAGGACGAGAGGGCGAGGUAGUGAACCUGUCUGUGCUUGCGAAUGAUUUCACAGCACGUGCCCACACGUUGAUCUACCCCAUCCCCUCCCUCCAUUUCUUUGUACCCAGGAUGGACGGGUGGAUGUGGUAGACAGUUUUUAUUGAUGUGACCUUGUGUUUGUCGAGCGUGUGAACUUUACUGACAUGCGAACUCAUUUGAAUGCUGGGGAAACUUUUUUCCUUUUUUUUUCCUUCUAAAGGGGAAGUCUUCUAACACAGGGUUAGAACUGCAAAGUGUGUGAGUGCUGGGCCACGGGGUGGUGUGGCGAGCUGGUGGGGGGAGAGGGAGGAAGGUAUCGGACAUAUUGUUUUGAUGACAGCGAUGUUGUGCAUUGAGUGCUUAUACACUGUCCUUUGUUUGUGUACGGUUGUUAUUAUUUUUUGGAAGCUCAGGCACUGGCCCAUUACGAUGACAUAAUAUUGUUUUGUUUACAUGUAUGCACGCUUGGAGCAUGCACGCACCUUCACGUGCAGAGCACGAGCGUUGUCUUGUCUGGUUAUGCACCUGUCUGUCGGCGUGCGCGCUCGGCAACUAGUUUAUAGACGAGGUAGAGCUCUUGCCGAGCGCACAUCAACAGGUCUCAUGACCAUUUCUCUCUAUUUCACUGGGUGAUUGUCUCCAUACCCGGCCAUCAUCCAUGUCAGUGGGUGCACCACUUCCAUCUCCACACAGAUAACUGUGAAGGACGCAUAAAACCAAACGAGGAAUAAAUUUCUUUUAUACAGUGAACUUUUCAACAAACGAAGGCAUAAUAAUUAUAAUAAUUGGACUUUUUCUAGCUGUUUAGGUCUUGACUUUUUGUUUCACAUCCAAAGAAAUGCCAUAAUAUUCAGUACAUAUCCACAGAUCCUUGAAAUCCGUCUUGAGUUUAUCAAGAUAUUGCUUUGAUAUCUUUCAUUGUUAUAUCUUUACACUUUUAUUUGUAGUUGUUGUUCUGCUUCUACCAGAACAUUCCAUUUUACACUCAACUCUCGUGUUUGCCGGACUGAAACACAAGAUGUUAGAGGACGGGGAGUGUCGGGCUUCCUGCUUUGGGUGGAAGAGUUUUUAAUUUUUUUUCUCUUCAAGAAAGUUAAUUAAUCAUUUUGAAACGCACACCAUACAGCACUUCGUGUUAUUUUUUUUUUUUUUGUUAUAGAACGAAGAAGAAUCCGGAAAGAAAGACCUAAAUGUGUACCAUUAGCAUCUACAAUUGUGUUUCGGUGUCUAGCAAUUUUUACAAGUAGCAUUUCAUCUUCUGCCGCAAGGUCUUUUUUUUUUUUUGUUUUUCCGAAGGAUGGCAAAGUUUUUAUUUUCUGCAGUAUUUGGUGGGAAGGGCAGAUUAAUUAACAGAUGCUGACCAGGAUUCAGAUAAAAAUAUUUUGAAACCCAAGCCGUAUCUUUUUUCUGCUCUCCUCCUCUGCACUCCUCCAUCAAGUCAGUAAAGUGACUUGCAUUGUUUGUUUGCUGUUUCCGCACUGUCACUGACCAUCGCAUGCUUACCUCCCCAUUUCUGGUGCAAACAAAAAAAAAAUGUUUCUUUUACGAUUUUAGUAUUUAUUGUCUUCAUAGUCUGUUCUUCUGUCCAUUGACAUUCAAAGAAACCACAGGUAUAUAUAUAUAUCUAAAGCGGAAAUUCCUCUGGAAAAGCUUGGACUUGGGUGUCUGGCACUGUUCAGUGAAGCAUGGCAACGAUCAUUUCGCUGACACAAUACUCAUGGCUGGCAGUUAUUUUCUUGUAGCCCGACUGUUAGACGAUGAAGCAGGCACAGUGUUGUACAUAUAGACAACUUUUCACCGAUGAUAGGUUGGUUUAUUUUUUUGACAGCAGCAGCACAGCUGCCACGAGCCCGACUCUAGCAGUGAGUGUGUUGAUGUUUUUCAUUCCUUGCAAACACACUUUAUAUUUCCUGACGACAGCUGAGCUGACUGAGCGACUUUUGGAUAUGAAACUCAUUGGAGGAACUAUUGUGUACAAAACUCUUAAUAAAUUUGACAUGAAUUUUA
Pomacea canaliculata is the source of this 6938-nucleotide messenger RNA. Its product is annotated as transcription factor SOX-2-like. The record is from RefSeq and is a predicted model, not a curated record. Gene Ontology annotation, molecular function: DNA-binding transcription factor activity, RNA polymerase II-specific; RNA polymerase II cis-regulatory region sequence-specific DNA binding. Gene Ontology annotation, biological process: regulation of DNA-templated transcription; anatomical structure morphogenesis; cell differentiation. NCBI's taxonomy places the organism in Eukaryota, Metazoa, Mollusca, Gastropoda, Architaenioglossa, Ampullariidae.